AUGUCCGGUGAACAACCAGUAGAUCCCGUAGAAGAUGAAAUAGAUGCAAAUUACAAACCUCCUCCGGAGAAAACUAUAGAUGAAAUUUUGGCUGCUGAUACUGAAGAUGAAAGCCUAAAAAAAUAUAAAGAAGCCUUGUUGGGAACCGCUAAAUCAGGUUUAAUUGAAAUUGAACCUAAUAAUCCUAGAAAAGUUAUUGUUAAAAAGCUAGUUCUUUGUGUUGCUGGUAGAGAUGAUAUGGAAUUAGAUUUAUCAGGAGAUUUGUCAGAGUUAAAAAAAAAAGUAUUUGUCAUUAAAGAAGGUGUCACAUAUAAAAUACGAAUUGACUUUUAUGUACAAAGAGAAAUCGUUCACGGUCUGAAAUAUGUUCAAAAAACAUCAAGGUUGGGAGUACCAGUUGAUAAGAUGAGUCAAAUGUUGGGAUCUUAUCCACCUAAGACUGAAAUUCAAUCAUACACUACACCACCCCAGGAAACUCCUGAAGGUUUAAUUGCUAGAGGUACUUAUACUGUUCAGUCACUUUUCACAGAUGAUGACAAACAUGAACACCUCAAAUGGGAAUGGUGUUUCGACAUAAAAAAAGAUUGGAAAGAUUAA
This is a messenger RNA of Pediculus humanus corporis (human body louse), 597 nucleotides long. Its product is annotated as Rho GDP-dissociation inhibitor, putative. Gene Ontology annotation, molecular function: Rho GDP-dissociation inhibitor activity; protein binding. Gene Ontology annotation, cellular component: membrane; cytoplasm; cytosol. The transcript has 3 exons. Gene Ontology annotation, biological process: Rho protein signal transduction. Bases 1 to 597 code for a protein of 198 amino acids. The record is from RefSeq and is a predicted model, not a curated record. Lineage: Eukaryota; Metazoa; Arthropoda; Insecta; Psocodea; Pediculidae.